GGCUAUUUCUAAUGAAGCCAGUAAAAAAGGUUGUUGAGUAGUCUAUGUUCUAAUAAGCUGCUCAGGCUGGAAUUUAGAUUUCCCCUUCAACGUGAGCUCAGUAACACAAAUUGUUCUUGUUCUGCCCUGGGCUCACUCAUCGAGGUCUGAGAUGGAGUUAGAUUGAGUUACUCUGGCUUAAAGCCACGGGCUGAGCUGAGGUGACUCUGGCACUUUGAGCCAGGCCCAGCUGCAGGGCCAAAUGGACGAGAGAAACUUAGUGAAGGUGGUACAGGGGAGCAUGUUCUGUGUCACAACUGAAAUAUCAUAAAUUGUGUAUGUGGUCAGCAAUACAGCCGAGCUGCAAGGUAACAUCCUCACCAAAUCCUGUGAAUUUGUUGUAGCAAAUGUGCAUUUGUGGGUUUCUUUCAAAAUGUUGUUAAAUGCUCUUAAAACCUAGUCAAAGAUCUGUCUGCACUGGUGACAUGUUUUCAUUUUACCCAGUUUUUGAAUGAACUGAAUGCAGUGGGAAAGGGAAAGACGUUUUCAGUUAUACUUUUAAAACAUUUGGAUUAUUUCUAUGGUGAAAUACCCAUAAUGCCCAACACUUUAGAGAACAAGAUUUCACCAAGGUCAGCAUCCAGUCCCCCUGAAGCCCAGCACUGAGGUGCAAACCCUGCAGUAAAUCUACCAACAUCUUGGAAGUCCAUCUCUAAAUGUGAAGAGAAAUAGACAUUUUCUGUGCCUAAGUGACAAAGCUUCUGACUGUGUGAUUUUUGUUUUUGUGAUCAGUUUGAAGAUGCACUGUGCCCUUGGGCUGGAGUGUAACCCCAUGCUCAUGCUGUCUUGCAGAUAACUUCCUCCUCAGCGAAGAAAUCAUAGCCAAUGGCUUUCACUCCUGUGACAGUGAUGAGGAAGACAGAGCCUCCCAUGCAAGUUCCAGUGACUGGACCCCAAGGCCACGUAUAGGUCCCUACACUUUUGUUCAGCAGCAUCUCAUGUUAGGUACAGACCCACGGAUGAUUCUGAAGGACCUGCUACCAGAAACGAUCCCCCCACCUGAACUGGAUGACAUGACUCUGUGGCAAAUCGUGAUAAACAUCCUUUCAGAGCCACCAAAAAGGAAGAAGAGGAAAGAUAUCAACACCAUUGAUGAUGCUGUGAAACUUUUGCAGGAGUGCAAGAAGAUCAUGGUCUUGACUGGAGCUGGGGUUUCAGUGUCUUGUGGAAUACCUGACUUUAGAUCCAGAGAUGGCAUCUAUGCACGCCUUGCUGUAGACUUCCCAGACCUUCCAGAUCCUCAAGCAAUGUUUGAUAUAGAAUAUUUCAGAAAGGAUCCCAGGCCAUUUUUUAAGUUUGCAAAGGAAAUCUACCCGGGACAGUUCCAGCCAUCUCUCUGUCACAGGUUCAUCGCUUUGAUGGAUAAAGAAGGAAAACUCCUCCGCAACUAUACUCAGAACAUAGACACACUGGAACAGGUUGCAGGAAUCCAAAGGAUAAUACAAUGUCAUGGUUCCUUUGCAACAGCUUCCUGCCUGAUCUGUAAAUACAAAGUUGAUUGUGAAGUUGUUCGAGGAGAUAUUUUCAAUCAGGUGGUGCCCCGCUGUCCCUGCUGUCCCCCCGAGGAGCCGCUGGCCAUCAUGAAGCCGGAUAUUGUGUUCUUUGGGGAGAACCUGCCUGAGCAGUUCCACCGUGCCAUGAAGUACGACAAAAAUGAAGUGGAUCUCCUCAUUGUCAUUGGGUCUUCACUCAAAGUAAGACCAGUAGCAUUGAUCCCAAGUUCCAUCCCCCAUGAAGUGCCUCAGAUCUUAAUUAAUAGGGAACCUUUGCCUCAUCUACACUUCGACGUGGAGCUUCUUGGAGACUGUGAUGUCAUUAUUAAUGAAUUGUGUCAGAGGUUGGGUAGUGAAUACACAAAACUUUGCUACAACUCGGUAAAACUUUCAGAAAUCACAGAAAAGCCUCCACGGCCGCACAAGGAGCUCGAAGCGCUCUCAGCUGAGCUCCCACCAACCCCUCUGAACAUUUCAGAAGGCUCCAGUUCACCAGAAAGGAUGAGCCCAGCCAAUUCUGUGGGGGCGUCAGAACAUCCACCUGAAUGUAAGGUAGAAAACUGUCAGCCUGCCCCAGAAACUAAAGGGACCUGCUCAGAGGAGACGCUUCAGGACACACAGGUGUCAUCAGAAAACCCUGAAAAUCCUGCUAGUGAGCUAAUGAACUCUGAAACAAUGAAGGAAAAUGUAUCUAAUGAUGGAGAAAAUAAAGAAAAGAGUGAAAUAUUGAAGAAGUGUUGGGUAAACAGAUCUGCAAAAGAACAGAUUAGCAAAAGGCUGGAUGGUACUCAGUAUCUGUUUUUGCCACCCAAUCGCUAUAUCUUCCACGGUGCUGAGGUCUACUCGGAUUCUGAAGACGAUAUCAUAUCUUCCAGCUCUUGUGGCAGCAGCAGUGAGAGCGGCUCGUGCCGCAGUCAGAGCUUAGAUGUGGAGGAUGAGAGUGAGAUGGAGGAGUUUUACAAUGGCAUAGAGGAUGAGGAUGCUCCCGAGAGGGAAGAGGAGCCUGGAUUCGGGGAGGAUGGAGCAGAACAGGAGGAAUUGGAAGCUGAGGAAUCAGCUGAGACAAAUGAAGCUGCAGGGACUGAACAUCCGAGCAAUGCGCUGUAAAGUGAUCACUGACUGGUUACAGGAACUUCCCACCAGCAUUAGGAGCUUUGGCAUGUCAGAAUGAAUGUUUACGUCUGAAUUUAGAGCAACAAAACCAUACGGAUGUAGUGUUUUUAAAUAACUAAAACAGAUUUUCAUGCUUAGUUUUUUACCUUUUUCAAUAAAAAUCUAUUACUGCGCACUCAACACUAACUCAUCUUUUUUUUAAGGUACUAGGAUUAUCUAAACAACUGUCACUAUGUUCACUUUUAAGUUCAUCUGUCUGAUCAGACAUCCAUGUAUAUAAUACAUAUUUUUCCUUAAUAAAUUUCAGCUUAUAUUAUUUUUAAACAGUUUUGAAAAAGCCAUUGGAAUGUUUAACUAAUAUAAAGGGAACAGCUAAUUUAGACCAAAGAAUGGUAUUUUCACACCUCUUGCUUUGUAACACUUUGGUUUAUUUAAAAUCUUCUUACACUUCUGCUAAACCUUUCAUUCACGCCUAGUCUGUCAUUAAACACUGGCAUUUUCUAAGACCUACUGUGGCAGCUAAUUUUUUUUGCUUUAACAGUUCCUUUGUAUGUUUGAGACAUAUUUAAUUGCAAGCAGAUAGCGAGAUGGAAACAAGACAGCAGCACUUGAGGAAUCCAAUGGUUUUUUGAUGGAUCAAGAAGUGCUGUGCAAAUGCUAAGGUUGCUGUGUAUGACUUGCUGUGGAAAUGAAGCGUUGUUGGCGUUGGCUCCUUAGCAGUUAGAAUGCAGCAUUUUAAACAGAAAGGAUCCCCCCAGUCAGAGCCUGUCACGCUGUAUCCAGUGGUCACAUCUAGAGCAGCUUGCUUUAUAAACAGCAUCUGAGGAAUUGCCAAGGCUCCCGUGUGGAAGCAGAGUUGAGAAGAGUGUUCCUCCCAGCAUGUGAGAAGGCACAGAAAUGUGCUCACUGAUGCACCAAGCCAGAGACUGACUCCAGUGGUGGGAGCCUCCGUUUGUGCUGCCAAGGAGCUCCACGUGGAUCAAGGACCUGCUGGCCUGAGCUCCUCAUGAGCUGGGAAACCUCCUCCCAGCUGCCAGCUCCAUCCUGGAGACAAAAGCGAAGCAGCUUCUCCCCCACUCUGCCGUCUCAAGUGCUAGGCUGCCUUAAAACUGGAUGUUGCAAAUGGUCAAGUGCAGAUUGUUUCCAAGCCUUUAGAACUAUUUUGUACAAUUGCACAGUGCAGUAGUCAGUGAAACAGCAUUUUUCUAUAAACCACUUUUUCAACAUUGGCCCAAAUGAACUCAACGAUGUAGAUGAUUCAUAUACUUUGCUUUAAUAUUUAUUACAUUUUGGAAGAUGUAUAGUGGCUGUUCUUUGAACAUAAUACCACAGUUAAUAAAUAUUUAAGAACAGCCUCCUGUAUUCAUUGGGAAAUGUUGGCAUGUUGUCUCAUUGUCCAAAUUUAACACAGCUCUUAUUUGGCUACAUUAAAGAAUGUAAUAUGUUUAGUUUUCACUUGCAUGUCACAAUGUAUUAGUUUGUGCUAUAGGAGAUAUUUUAAAUUGAAAUACUUUGUUUUAAAUUAUUUUUACAGUGAGGAUUGGUUUCUGCUCUUUUAUAUUGUAUAUAGUGUCUUUUAUGUAAUCUACUGGCAUAUGUUUUGUAGAAGACUGUUUAAAAUGACUGGCUAUCUUCCUGCAACUUUUGAAAUACAAAACCAGUGUUUUAUACUCGUACACGCUGUUCUAAAGUCUAUUAAAAUUGUCAUUUGA
Molecule: messenger RNA, 4357 nt
Organism: Lonchura striata (white-rumped munia)
Lineage: Eukaryota; Metazoa; Chordata; Aves; Passeriformes; Estrildidae
Gene: SIRT1
Product: sirtuin 1
Biological process (GO): negative regulation of DNA-templated transcription
Cellular component (GO): nuclear inner membrane; nucleoplasm; nucleus
Molecular function (GO): p53 binding; transcription corepressor activity; histone deacetylase activity, NAD-dependent
Source: RefSeq, a predicted model, not a curated record